This is a messenger RNA of Thelazia callipaeda (thelaziosis nematode), 936 nucleotides long. NCBI's taxonomy places the organism in Eukaryota, Metazoa, Nematoda, Chromadorea, Rhabditida, Thelaziidae. The record is from the annotation of a GenBank genome assembly.
AUGGAAGUUUUUUCACAACGUUCUGUUAUUGUGAUCACAAGUAGCCUUGCAGCCGCUAUUGCUUACUGGUAUAUAAGGCGAAAACGAAAUAUGAAAGACUUAGCAAGGAAAGACAGUUCAAAGCAGCAGCACAAUUAUCAUGGUCUAGAACACAAAGUGACUUCAGAUGACAAUUUUAUUGUACUGAAUGUGAAGGCAGCUCAAGUCUGUAAUGAGGACAUAAAUGUUAGCGGUAAAUGUCAUGUGCUAGAUGGUAAUUUCCAAGGCGAAAAGCUUGCUGAUGUGCCAGUUGCCGAGUUAAAUAAUGUUGUAACAGACAAAAAUAUGUGUAAAGAGUCAGUUCUUAAAAAAGUUUCAACUAGGUGUUUACCAGAAUCAAAUAAUGUACCUGGCGACAGUCCUUUCUAUGCUAACGAAGUUUUGAUUUAUAGACCCUUCACAUUGCAGAUUUCCAAUAUAAAGAAAGAUACGGACUAUUCAUUAAUUUUGGAAAAAGUUGAAACAGAUAACGCAUGUGCAAAGGAGAAAGCAAAUUAUAUGAGUAGGGAUUGUUCUCGUACGAAAGAGAUUGAUUAUGAAAUUGCGAAUAUCGCAAACAGUGAGAAAGCUCCUUUCGAUUUUAUUCUUUUUAAUUUCACUAUAGUAGAAGGACCAUGUUGGCGUCAAACGAAGUGUAAUAGGAAUAACUUGCCUUGGAAUGAAAAAUCAAGGGAAAGAGAAAAAGGGGGUGCACGUGAUUCGUUAUAUGUGCCGUCGUUGAGUGGCGGAGCCUGUGCUCUUUCGAGUUGGAAUCUUCGGUCUUUGUAUGCGACGGCUCGUGUUGGUUCAACUCGUCUGCAACAUGCAGACAGCAUAUGCAGCUCACCUAGAGUUGCUGAGGCCGGUCCCUCCCUCUUUUUGCAUUUAGUAUUCGUACUUCAUAGCCACUGGUUGUGA